AUGGAAAGUGCUAAGGAAGCUGCGGCGUCGGUCACGGAACGUGUUAGCGACUUCUUUCAGGGCAAUCCGUUUGCUACUCCGGUUGGACGCAAAAUCGAAAUGGCAACUGAUGCAACUAUUUUGGCAACUGAAAAUUGGGGAUUAAAUAUGGAAAUCUGUGAUUUCAUCAACAACACAGCAGAAGGAGGACGCGAUGCAAUGCGCGCAAUUCGUAAACGACUACAUUCACAGAUGUCAAAAAAUAAUGCUGUUGUUAUGUAUACACUAACAGUGUUAGAAACGUGUGUAAAAAACUGUGAUAUCCGAUUUCACGAAUUGGUUUGUCAGAAGGACUUUAUAAACGAACUUGUUAGGCUUCUCGGUCCAAAGUUUGAUGCGCCCCAAGUAAUACAGGAACAUGUUCUCGGCUUAAUACAGUCAUGGAACGAUGUAUUUCAAGUUGAUCCACGUUUACAAGGUGUUUGCCAAAUUUACAAUGAACUGAAAGCAAAAGGCGUUCAAUUUCCCGUUGCAGAUCCUGGUUCGGUGGCACCAAUAUUGACCCCCAAAAGAACUGUGUUUUCGGUAAAAAAACCAGUGGCUACUAAUGUUCAAGAUGAUACAGGACAGCGCAUGUUGAAUCCCGAAUCACAGAACUUUGCUGGUCCGUCGCAGUCUGUGCAACCCACACCAGAGCAACUGGAUAAAUUACGCAAGGAACUCGAUGUAGUAAACGGCAAUUUGAAGGUUAUGCGGGAAUUAUUAUCUGAAAUGGUUCCGGGGAAAGAGGCUCCGGAUGACUUGCAGUUAUUGGAUGAAUUGCAUAUUGUUGUAAAGCAGAUGCAUAUAAGAAUCCAAGACCUUAUUCGUUCCGUUCAGAAUGAUGAAAUUAUGUACGAACUGCUGAUGGUAAACGAUGAUUGUAACAAUCUUUUUGAAAAAUAUAAUCGCUACAUGGUCAAUCGUGCAUGUGGUACGAAAGAAAAUGCGGGUUCGGAGAGCAAUUUGAUUGAACUAGAUGACCAGACAUUGAAUCAGCAGCUUGAUGCAUUGAAAAUUUCUAAUGCUUCUAAUUUUACCGGGGCAGAAGAUUCUGGUAUACGGGAGCAAACUGGUAUCAUUCAACGGGCAGUGAUAACAAACAAAAAUGCUCCAGUUAGUGACAGAGAAGCAGCCGAAAUGGCGGAAUGGUUAGAAGCUCAAGAAGGCAAGAAAGAGAGUGCUGUCGCUUCUUCUGUAACAAUCCCAAAUGAGGGUGAAACACCUCUGCACGAUCAAUCAACAUCGAAGGACAAAGCGAAAACGACACUUUAA
Messenger RNA from Cercopithifilaria johnstoni, 1293 nucleotides. The record is from the annotation of a GenBank genome assembly. Lineage: Eukaryota; Metazoa; Nematoda; Chromadorea; Rhabditida; Onchocercidae.